GCACGUGGGGCUUAUUGUUUAUAAGGCGAAGGAGGGGUUUGGGGGAAAACCAGGCGAUUUAAGGUAAUGCCGAGACUUUUAUGAGUUGUAAAGAGAGUGGAAAUGGCUCGGGUGGGGGGUUUAAAGUGUGGGUGCCUCCUCCCCGCCCUGUUGGAGCCGGGGAAAUGCGUUUUUAUUCGGAUUGAAGCAAACAACAGAGCUGGGGGAGGGGGGGAUGUCACAAAAAUACAUCCGAAACCGCCGCUUUUUGUCCCUGCUUCAGGAGCAGGGCGGGGGGGGGAGCACCCAUGGGUGCUGCUAUGCCCCCAAAAUGUGGGGUGCGGGUGCUAAAACUACCUCCCGGACCCAAUCUCCCCCAAAUUAAGGAUGCUGGGUGUUGAUCCCGAUGCCCCCCGGGGUGUUCCGGGGCUGGGGGGUUCAGCCUCAGAUUCUCUGAUGGCUGACAGAGGGUUGAGCCACCACAUCCCUUGCAAGAGGGGAAAAAAAAAAGGGUUUUUUUGUCUUUUUCCUGCUGUUUUGUGGCUGGGGUAGGCGGGGGGGGGGGUGUCGUUGAAAAAAAAAAAAUCGCGUUUCCUCAGGAAAUGGAGUGAAAGCUGGGAUUCCAGGAAUUUGGUGUUGCCGAGCCAUAGGGGCUUCAUGGAUCCCCCCAGUGCGAGCGGGGAUUUGUGCCCGGAGCUGCCAAUUUCAGCCAUGUGCGAAGUGCAAAAACAGGUGGAAAAAAGUGAAAGGGGACUGAAAAAAAAUAGGCUCUAAACGCAGAUUUGCCCCGCGAUAAAAUCUUGCAGUUGAGGCUGUUUCCCCGCGCGGUUCACAGGCUCCAGGCGGGCGCCCAGGGGAGAUUUUGGGGCUGGAAACGGAGAUUUUGGGACUACCAAGGAGGGAAAACGCUUUGCUCUUUUAACCAUUUUUCUUCCCCAGGUGGGUAGUGUGGUUAAUUAAGCUGAGGCUGGGAUUUGGGAUCUGGGGAGGGAAUGGGAUCCAAGGAGAGGAUGGAAUUCGUGAUUAACUCUGCAAAGGGAGGUUUGGGAAUGCUGCUGUUGGAAACGGGGCUGAGAACCGGCACUUUCAUUGCAUCUCCUUCUGCCAGGGGAGCCCGAGGCACGGCUGUGCUGGGUUGGGAUCAUCUCAUCCUUUGGGAUUGAUGGCAGCGGGAUGGGGACAUCCAGAGGGGUGCAAACCCCCACCCUGCACUGCUCGGGGGCGAAGGGACAUGACUGGCACCGCUUGGCCCAUCAGUGGUGGGGUCAGGGUGGAUUUUGGGGUGCUCAGCCCCUUGUGGCAGGGCCAGGGUGGAUUUUGGGGUGCCCAGCCCCUCAGUAGUGGGCAGAGGGUUGUUUUCUCCAUCGGGAGGCAGUCCAGCUGGGUGGCAGGGCUGUGCCAGGGGGAAGGAAACGGCGGCAGCACGAUAAGGGCCGGCUGCCAACCCUCGAGGUUUUCCUUGUUUUUCUGCUGGGGGAUGAGAUAAGAGCCGGGCACUGGCACAAGGUAAUGCCCGGGGGCACGGCGCCGGGAGGGAGCCCGUCUGCAGCUGAAAUCCAGGGAGGUGUCGCUUUCGGGUGCUCGCUGGGACCUGGCCGGGUGUUCCACGAUGUCGACCUACAAGCGGGCGACGCUGGACGACGAAGACCCCCUGGACUCCCUUGGUGACGGCGAUGGAUACCCCAACGGCUUCCAGGUGAACUUCCGCGGCUCGCGGGGCGGCCGCGGCUGCUGGGCCGAGCGGACACGCGCCGAGAGGCAGCUGCUGGUGCUGGUGGGGGUGCUGGCAGUGGUGCUGGUGGCAUGUCUGCUGGGACUCAUCUUCCAGUACAGAGCCAGGCCACCCGCCGUGUGCCUGUCGGAGUCCUGCAUCUCCGUCACCAGCUCCAUCCUCAGCUCGCUGGACCGGGCAGUGAAUCCCUGCGAGGACUUUUUCAGCUACGCCUGCGGGGGCUGGAUCAAGGCCAACCCCCUCCCCGAUGGCCACUCGCGCUGGGGCACCUUCAACAACCUCUGGGAGCACAACCAGGCCAUCAUGAAGCACCUGCUGGAAAACACCACGGCCAACGUGUCGAGCGAGGCGGAGCGCAAGGCACAGCGCUAUUACCAGGCCUGCAUGAACGAGAGCAAGAUUGAGGAGCUGCGUGCCACCCCGCUCGUGGAGCUCAUCCAAAAGCUGGGUGGCUGGAACAUCACAGGAACCUGGGCCGGUGGCAACUUCAACGAGACGCUGCGGGAGGUGACGGCGCAUUACCGCACCUCGCCCUUCUUCUCCGUCUACGUCAGCGCCGACUCCAAGAACUCCAACAGCAACGUCAUCCAGGUGGAUCAGUCGGGGCUGGGCCUGCCGUCGCGGGAUUACUACCUGAACAAGACAGAGAAUGAGAAGGUGCUCGCCGGGUACCUGAACUACAUGGUGCAGCUGGGGAUGUUCCUGGGAGGCACCGAUGAGGAGUCGACACGCCAGCAGAUGCAGCAGAUCCUGGACUUUGAGACAGCAUUGGCCAACAUCACCAUCCCCCAGGAGAAGCACCGGGACGAGGAGCUCAUCUACCAUAAAAUGACAGCUGGAGACCUAAAGGAGCUGGCACCGGCCGUGGACUGGAUGCCUUUCCUCUCCACGGUCUUCUACCCCGUGGAGCUCAAUGAGUCGGAGCCCGUCGUGGUCUACGCCAAGGAGUACCUGGAGCAGGUGUCUGACCUCAUCCUGGCCACAGAUAAGUGUCUCCUCAACAACUAUAUGAUCUGGAACCUGGUGCGGAAAACCAGCCCCUUCCUUGACCAGCGCUUCCAAGAUGCCGAGGAAAAAUUCAUGGAAGUGAUGUAUGGGACGAAAAAGACCUGUCUCCCACGCUGGAAGUUUUGCAUCAGUGACACGGACAACAACCUGGGCUUCGCCCUGGGGGCCAUGUUCGUCAAGGCCACCUUUGCUGAGGACAGCAAGCAGGUGGCAGAGGAAAUGAUUGCAGAGAUUAAAACCGCCUUCGAGGAAAGCCUGGAGACCCUGCAGUGGAUGGACGAAGAGACGAGGAAAUCGGCCAAAGAGAAGGCAGAUGCCAUCUACAACAUGAUUGGCUACCCCAAGUUCAUCAUGGACCCCAAGGAGCUGGAUAAAGUCUUUAAUGACUACGAGGCCGUGUCUGACCUCUACUUCGAGAACGUCAUGCAGUUUUACAACUUCUCGGCCAGGGUCACGGCCGACCAGCUCCGGAAGCCACCGAACCGGGACCAGUGGAGCAUGACACCUCCGACAGUCAAUGCGUACUACUCUCCCACCAAGAACGAGAUCGUCUUCCCUGCCGGCAUCCUCCAGGCCCCCUUUUACACCCGUGCAUCCCCCAAGUCCCUGAAUUUUGGUGGGAUCGGCGUGGUGGUGGGCCAUGAGCUGACACAUGCCUUUGAUGACCAAGGCCGGGAAUACGACAAGGACGGCAACCUGCGUCCCUGGUGGAAGAACUCCUCGGUGGAGGCCUUCAAGCGUCAGACAGCGUGCAUGGUGGAGCAGUACAGCAACUACACCGUCAACGGCGAGGCCGUCAAUGGCAAGCACACCCUCGGGGAGAACAUCGCCGACAACGGGGGCCUCAAGGCCGCCUACCGGGCAUAUCAAAACUGGCUGAGAAAGAACGGGGAUGAGGAAACCCUCCCAACCCUCGGCCUCACCAACCACCAGCUCUUCUUUGUUGGCUUCGCGCAGGUGUGGUGUUCGGUUCGCACGCCAGAGAGCUCUCACGAGGGGCUCAUCACCGACCCCCACAGCCCCUCGCGCUUCCGCGUCAUCGGCACCGUCUCCAACUCACGGGAGUUCGCGGAGCACUUCGGCUGCCCCGUGGGCUCCCCCAUGAACCCCCCCAAGAAGUGCGAGGUCUGGUGAAGGGCGAGCGCCCCAGCGGGAGCCAGCGGCCGGUUGUUCCAUCCUCUGCUGGAUUUCCCCUGUCCUGUGAGGGUCAAACCACUUCUCUGCACCAGGGAGAGCCCGGCUCAGCCAGAGCUGCCCCGGUAUUGUCCGAGGUUCGGUCCACUGUGAAAACUCCUCAUCCCCUCGCUCGUUGGUGAAAUGACUUUGGUUUGGGGGGGGUCUCUUCUUUCCCACCACGUCCAUGGGCACUACCCUGAACCACCACCCCAGCAAAAUCCCUCUUUUUUUGGAGGGUAUAAAGGGAACCCCCGGCACGGGCAGGUUUGUCUGCGUGUCUAAGUACAGCCAACGUACCUUCCUCUCUCCAAAGAUGCGCACACAAGGAUGGGAAAUAUUUUAAGAUAUAUUUUUUGGGGGGAGGGGAAAUAUAUAUAUUUUUUUCAUGCGUUGUGGAAUACACUGGAAGAUUUCAGGGAAAAUGCAUUUAAAAGCCGCCUUUUUAGUAAAAGAUUAGUAUAUUUAUUAAUUUUUUUUACUUAGUGCAGCUGUAGAUGCAGCACCCUGUGGUGACAGUCCCUUGGCCAGGGAAGCUGGGUGGGGCCGUGGAUCUAACUUUCCAGCCUUGGAUCCUGCUUCUCCAGGAAGGACUGUCCUCAGAGGAUGCUUAUGGGAAAAUUGGGGACAGCAGGCCCAGGGACAGGGCUGGAGGAUGCUGCAAGUCACAGAGGCUGUGCCAGGAUGCUCCUGGGAUUAGCUUUAAUUUGGGAGUGCAAAGGGAAAAGUUGACAUGCCAAAGAUGUCACCAAGGUGGUGACGGUGUGGAUGAAGCAUCCGGUUCUCCCUCCUGUCCCCUCUGAAGCGAGGCCAGCCAGGAUUUCCUGGCCCAAAAGCUUCCCCAGACAAGUGCAGGCAGUUCCUGCCGCUGCUCCGCUCGCCGCCGUGCCUGCACCCUCUGUGCCCGGGAAUCUGCAAGCCCCCAAAUCACCACAAACCCCAAAACUCCGUCCCUCCAGAGCUGGUUUGGCAGCUGCAUGAGAUCCAACCGGGAUGGGGGUGAGGGGCUGUUCAAGGGAUGUUUUUAAUACUCAUUUUGAGAGGAAAGCACUGACAGGAGCUCAGGUGCUGCGUGUUGUCACCUUCUUGCUCUGGACAGAAAGCACAGAGGGAUUUUUAAUAUUUAUAUGUAAAGGGAGGGAUGGGAGGGGCUGUUUUUUGUAAUUAUUUUUUCACCCUAUGCGUGGGGCUUAUUGUAAUUGAAAUAAUAAAUACUUUUUACUGGA
This is a messenger RNA of Pipra filicauda (Wire-tailed manakin), 5118 nucleotides long. RefSeq names its product endothelin converting enzyme 1 (gene ECE1). The record is from RefSeq and is a predicted model, not a curated record. Lineage: Eukaryota; Metazoa; Chordata; Aves; Passeriformes; Pipridae. Gene Ontology annotation, cellular component: plasma membrane. The transcript has 18 exons. The coding region runs from base 1589 to 3853 and encodes 754 amino acids. Gene Ontology annotation, molecular function: metalloendopeptidase activity. Gene Ontology annotation, biological process: peptide hormone processing.